Rotaria socialis is the source of this 1242-nucleotide messenger RNA. Lineage: Eukaryota; Metazoa; Rotifera; Eurotatoria; Philodinida; Philodinidae. The record is from the annotation of a GenBank genome assembly.
AUGGCUGCAACACUUGUAAAACCACCUAAUUCAACUUAUACAUUUUCCAGUCAACCUAAAGCAGUCCAGCAACAAGGACAACGGCAAAAAUUCCGACAACCUGUUACGAAUCCACCAGAUGACAGUAAUACGUUUGGAAAUCUUAUGUACGAUCGACGUGUUAUUCGUGGAAAUACCUAUGCACUGCACACACUUCCAGCGCAUGCACAACCAGACCCAAUCGAAGUUCAACGCCAACAAGAAGCUAAACGACGCGCUUUAGCGCGACGAAAAGCACGCGAACAAAUUCGAACAAGAACACCUGAACCUGUACAUAAUCGAAAGAAUAUCGAUGUUCAAACAGAACUUUAUCUUGAAGAACUCAGUGAUCGUAUUGAAGAAGCUGACGUUGACGUUCAAACAGAUGCAUUUCUUGAUCGACCACCGUCACCAUUAUUCAUUCCGCAAUCAACUGGCAAAGAUAUAUCUACACAAAUCGAAUCAGGCGAUUUAUUUGAUUUUGAUCUUGAAGUAAAACCGAUUGUUGAAACCUUAGUUGGUAAAACAGUAGAACAAGCAUUAAUUGAAGUUGCUGAAGAAGAAGAAUUAGCUGAAAUUCGUGAACAACAACGCGACUAUGAAGAAAUACGUAAUGCUGAAUUAAUCGAAUUACAAAGAUUAGAAGAACAAGAAAGACGCUUGAGAGCUGAAAAAGAUCGUCGAAUGAAACAAGCACAAGAAGCACUUCGAUUAGAGCAGGAUGUUGCACAAAAGAUAGCAGCAAGAGCUUUUGCCAAAGCUUAUCUACAAGAUCUUGUUCCAAGUGUAUUUAACAAUCUAAGAGAAAAUGGAUACUUUUAUGAUCCUGUUGAACAUGAAAUUGAAACAUCAUUUAUGCCUUGGUUAAUGGAGAAGACAAUGACACAAGUUAAUCAAUUGGUACUUGGCCGAACUAUACUUGAUUCGAUCAUUCGAGAUGUUGUUAAUCAACGUAUUGAUGAUUAUCAAAAAUUAGAAGAAACACUUAGACAAAUGAUUGAAGGUGGUAUUGAUAUGGGUACAUCAACAGGUGAGAUUGGUCAUGGUUUACAACAAGAUAUUGACCGACAAGGAUCGGGCCUAGAAGAAUCAACUUUAAGAACUGAAAAUAAUCCAAAUGAAGGAGGUGAAACUACAGGAAGUGUCUUGCAGAAUGACGACGUUGGGGAUGAGCAUGAAGAAGAACAAGUAAAUGCAGGUGAAGAUAAUGCUGACGAACAGUGA